This is a messenger RNA of Vespula vulgaris, 1230 nucleotides long. RefSeq names its product ras-related protein Rab-24-like. The transcript has 5 exons. Lineage: Eukaryota; Metazoa; Arthropoda; Insecta; Hymenoptera; Vespidae. Gene Ontology annotation, molecular function: GTP binding; GTPase activity. The record is from RefSeq and is a predicted model, not a curated record. Bases 479 to 1072 code for a protein of 197 amino acids.
UCGAAACAAAUUGUGCUUUUUUUGUUCUAUUUUUACUUAAUCGUACUAAACCAUCAAAUAAAAUUUGUAGUUAACAAAAAGAAUUAGUCUUUUCACGAAUGUGAAAAAGAAUUAUUCUAUAUUUGUUAAGAAAGCAGAAAGAUAAAGUGGAUAAUGAUUAAUGAAUGAUAAAGAUAAACGAAAAUGCGCAAUUUAGAGUUAACUGUACAUGACGUGAAAGUUUUAUAAAAAGACUUUUAUUAUUAUUAUUUUUUCCAUUUUAGGGCUUAUCUGUUCAAAAUUUCCAUUUUUAAAUAAGUGUUCGAUAUCUUUAUUAUCUGAUUAUCGACUGUAAUUCUUUAUCUAUAGUAGAUCAUCUUUAGUUUAUUAUUUUAAUAUAAAAUAUUAACAGGCAAUAUAUAUAUAUAUAUAAAACUGCAUAGAUGAAGAUAUAAAGACAUAAUCUUUCCAUAAUCAUUUGUGGGAAGUAUAAUCAAAUAUGAAUCGUGUAGAUUUAAAAGUUGUGUUACUAGGAAAUGCAGCUGUUGGAAAAACAAGUCUUUCAGAACGUUUUGUAAAUGAAAGAUUCAAUGAGAAUUUAUCUUAUCAAAACACAAUAGGAGCUGCAUUUGCUGCAAAACAAAUAGAAAUUAAUGGACAUAAUAUUGUAAUGGGAAUAUGGGAUACUGCAGGUAAUGAAAGAUAUGAUGCAAUGACAAGAAUAUAUUAUCGUGGUGCUAAAGCUGCAAUAAUAUGUUAUGAUGUUACAAAGUUUAAUACAUUUCAAAAAGCAAAGUUUUGGGUAAGAGAAUUAAGAGGUAUAGAAGAAGAGUGUAAAAUUUAUCUCUGUGGUACGAAAAAAGAUAUUUUAUCAAAUCUUGAUGCGAUAGCAGUACCAGAUAUAGAUAUUGUAAAAAACUAUGCAAAUGGUAUUCAAGCUAAAUUUUUUUUAACAUCGAGUAAAACAGGGGAGAAUGUUGUGGAAUUAUUUACAGAAAUUGCUAAUGAUUUCUUAUCUGUGCCAGAGAACUUACAAAAAAUAGAAGAAACAGUUACUUUAACAAGUAUGCCCAAAACAUCGCAUUGCUGUUAGGCCAUAAAAAACAAAAAAAAUAUUGAAAUGCUUUUGUUCUUCAUGAAAUAUUCAAAAGAGAUAAUGUAAAUUAUAUAAAUACUACAUAUUAAUGUUUGAAAGCAUAUUAAUGUUUGAAAGCUUUAACAUACAAUAAAUUAUUCUUAUAUGACAUAUAA